Molecule: messenger RNA, 810 nt
Organism: Trichomonas vaginalis G3
Lineage: Eukaryota; Parabasalia; Trichomonadida; Trichomonadidae
Product: ankyrin repeat and SOCS box-containing protein 4 family
Exons: 1
Coding region: 1-810 (269 amino acids)
Molecular function (GO): protein binding
Source: RefSeq, a predicted model, not a curated record
AUGAAGUAUGCAAUUAUUUCACAUAACAUUGAUUUUGUUACAUUCUUGAUGAAUGAAUACAAUAUCGAGAUCGAUUUAGAAUACUGUGGAAUUUACAAUAAUGUUGAAUCCUUUCUAGUUCAUUUCGAUCAAACUAAUGAUAUAAACAAAUGCUUUGUUUAUUCAACGAUUUUUGACAUUCCAUCCCUUUUCGAAUACUUCCUUUCACAUGGUGCAAAUAUCAAUGAAAAAAAUGAUUAUGGAAAUACCGCACUUCAUAAUGCAGUAUUUAAUAAUAGUAAAGAAACUGCCGAACUUCUUAUUUCACAUGGUGCAAAUAUCAAUGAAAAAAAUAAAAAUGGAAAAACCGCCCUUCAUAAUGCAGUAUUUAAUAAUAGUAAAGAAACUGCCGAACUUCUUAUUUCACAUGGCAUAAAUAUCAAUGAAAAAAAUAAAAAUGGAAAAACCACUCUUCAUAUUGCAGUAUUUAAUAAUAGUAAAGAAACUGCCGAACUUCUUAUUUCACAUGGUGCAAAUAUCAAUGACAAAACCAAAACUGGAGAAACAGCACUUCAUAUUGCAGCACGACGUAAUAGUAAAGAAAUUGCCGAACUUCUCAUUUCACAUGGUGCAAAUAUCAAUGAAAAAAUGAUUAUGGAAAUACCGCACUUCAUAAUGCAGCAAUGUACAAUAGUAAAGAAACUGCCGAACUUCUUAUUUCACAUGGUGCAAAUAUCAAUGAAAAAAAUAAAAAUGGAAAAACCGCCCUUCAUAAUGCAGUAUUUAAUAAUAGUAAAGAAACUGCCGAACUUCUUAUUUCACAUGGCAUAA